AAAGUUUUCAUUAUGUGUGGAGUUUGUAAAAGAGCUAGCCACAAAUGUCUUUAAUUACACAUUGAUAAUGGAAAUUAAAAAAUACGACACUGAUAUAUUUUAAUAUGUCAUAGCAAGUGAUUUGUCUUCUUUUUCUAGGUCAAUAAUCCUAUAUUUUUUUAAAAGUUUUUUUAGGUUUCUAAUACUAUUUUUUUUUAACUUUUAGUUAUUUUUUGAGUGACCUGAUAGUAUAAAAUUGUUUUUGUUUGUCAAUGUAUAAACUCUUACUUUAUGAGCCAUUCCCAUGCUAUAUUUACCUACUUAUUACUUCAUUCUACAUCCUCCAUUUGUUUAUGAACUUUUAUUAGUUCAACUCUAAGUGACUCUUAGCCUUGUCCUAGAACAAAGAUAAAAGUUCCAAACCUCCAAUGCUAUGUUUGGACUCUAAGUAAUGUGUUAUAUGUACUAAUAACACACCAUAUUUUUGAGCUUAUUUUUGCCUCCCAAAGAAGCAGAUAAAGCAACAUGAAAUAUGUAUUCUUAUAGCAGCAACCUAACAAUCUAUUCUUUCUUGAUUUGAAGAAGUAGAAUCUUGAUUUUUUUCCUCCGAUGGAUUCGUUCAAGCAAACAUCAACAGGUUUUCUAUACAACCCUGAUUUAAGUACAGAUUCAGAAUCUGAAUUCUCAGGAGUUCUUGAAAUUCAUGUCCACCAUGCUAGGAACAUUCACAAUAUCUGCAUCUAUAACAAUCAAGAUGUGUACGCCAAAUUUUCACUUACGUACAAUCCUGAUGAAGCUAUAUCAACAAGGAUCAUAAAUGGUGGUGGCAAAAAUCCAGAUUUCAAUGAAGAUUUAGCAAUGAAAGUUUCCCAAGUUGAUUCCAUCCUCAAAUGUGAAAUUUGGAUGCUUAGUAGAGCCAAAGCCUUGAUGGAAGAUCAACUCUUGGGAUUUGCUUUAGUUCCUAUUUCUUCAGUUGUUGGCAAAGGAAAAACCACUCAAGAUUUUAGCCUUUCUUCAACUGAUUUGUUUCAUUCCCCUGCUGGUAUAGUUAAACUGUCCCUUUUCUUGAAUACCAACAACCUCAUUUCAGUAUCAAAAAACAAUCCUUCGUGUUCACCGUCAUCUUCUUCUUCUAUAAGUUCAGAAGUUGUGUUACUAGACAGAAAUACAUGUCAAGCUAUUCUUGAUCCAGUUGAGUAUUCAAGAAUAGAGUUCCCUGAGAUCAGUUUAGUUAAAGAGAAUCAAGAAAUGGUGUCUCAAUAUUUUGACUUGGGAGGUUCAUUUCUCCAACUUGCUGCAUUCCACAGUCAUCAUGAUGAUGAUCAACAACAACAGCCACAAGAUGACUAUGAAAUGGAUGCAAUGAAUCCAUCAGAAGAUGAUAUUUCUCCUAAACAAACUUCUUGGUUCCUUAGCUCCUCAAGUUCUCUAAGUGAUGAGAGGAACUCAGCAGAUUCCUCCCCAGAUAAACACAGCAAUGAUAUCAAAAAGGACUCAAUUAAGAAAGAAAAUGAAGAAUUGAAAGAACCCCAUGUGCUUUUCUCAGCUCCAUUAGGGAAUAUCAUCAAGAUUGAUGCAGAACAAUCAGGUAUGCAACAGCAGAUAGUGGAUAUGUACAUGAGAAGUAUGCAGCAGUUUACCGAGUCGUUAGCAAAGAUGAAACUACCAAUGGACUUGGAUAAAGCUGAUCAGAAAGAUCAUGGAAGCUCAUCAUCAGAUACGAACAACAACAGGAAAGAAAAUUCAAGAGUAUUUUAUGGUAGCAGAGCCUUCUUUUGAACUAUGUCUCAUCAUGGUAUUCAAUAUCUGCUUUUAGCACUAAAAGUAACUUUAUAGUAGUUAUUCCCAUAAGAGAAUUGCUCUCAUUAGCCAAAAUUCCAUAUAUGAUUUUGAUUCAAGUUUUUCUUGCAACUGAGUUAUGUAUGUAAAAGUGAAUUAUUCAUGAAGAUUGAAAUUGUUGAAGGAAAUUUUGUUCAUUUUCAA
Solanum lycopersicum (tomato) is the source of this 1962-nucleotide messenger RNA. RefSeq lists its product as uncharacterized. The record is from RefSeq and is a predicted model, not a curated record. NCBI's taxonomy places the organism in Eukaryota, Viridiplantae, Streptophyta, Magnoliopsida, Solanales, Solanaceae.